AUGUGCCCCAUGAAGCUGCCCGCAGUCUUGCUCGCGCUGUCCUUGGUGCUGCGCUGCGUCACAGCUGCCCCCGGCAACAGGUACUCCAGUGUCUCCAGAGAACAGACAGAUGUGAGACCCGACAGCUGGGCGCAGUCCGGGCUCUCCACGAUGCCCCUCCGGGGUGGAUUCGAGGCGCUGCCCCAGAGAGGUCCGGCCGGAGGGAACAGACAUCACGUGGAGAAGCGGAGGUGCAACACGGCCACGUGUGUCACCCAGCGCCUGGCAGAUUUCCUCAUCCGAUCCAGCAACACCAUCGGCACCGUGUACGCGCCCACCAACGUGGGCUCGAGCGCCUACGGCAAGAAGAGAGACCUCCUGCAGCGGCUCUAGCGCGCGGCGGCGCGCGCGGCACUGGGCGCAGGGGCUCCGCCCCCGCAAAGCGCGCUCAUCGUAAGGAGAGUGAUGACAAGACGUGGGUCCUAGUUUAUGUUCGUUUCCUCUUGUUUUCUGAAACACUUCACGGCGGGUGAGACUACCAGUUCCUAUGGCACUCAGCUAUAAAUUAUAAUGUACAAUUUUCACUCUUCGUCUUCUAUACACCCCAGAUUCUAAGUGAUUCAGCAUCACUUCACAACGGCAUGUGUGUAAAACUGUACUGUAUGAAGGAUAACUUGAUAUCUGUAUAACUGUAUUCUACAAAGAACAAGUAAACGGCAGCAAUGAUAUUUAAGAGACGUUCUUGUUUUUUUUCUAAUAAAA
This is a messenger RNA of Scleropages formosus (Asian bonytongue), 741 nucleotides long. RefSeq names its product islet amyloid polypeptide (gene iapp). Bases 1 to 372 code for a protein of 123 amino acids. Gene Ontology annotation, molecular function: hormone activity. Gene Ontology annotation, cellular component: extracellular region. The transcript has 3 exons. The record is from RefSeq and is a predicted model, not a curated record. NCBI's taxonomy places the organism in Eukaryota, Metazoa, Chordata, Actinopteri, Osteoglossiformes, Osteoglossidae.